Messenger RNA from Filobasidium floriforme, 477 nucleotides. RefSeq lists its product as uncharacterized. Lineage: Eukaryota; Fungi; Basidiomycota; Tremellomycetes; Filobasidiales; Filobasidiaceae. Gene Ontology annotation, molecular function: glutathione transferase activity; glutathione peroxidase activity. The record is from RefSeq and is a predicted model, not a curated record. Bases 1 to 477 code for a protein of 158 amino acids. The transcript is spliced from 6 exons. Gene Ontology annotation, cellular component: endoplasmic reticulum; nuclear envelope; membrane.
AUGUUCGCCGCUUCCAACUCGACCGGGCUCGUGCUCACCCUGCCUAGCAACUACCUCUUCGUCGGGCUCGUCGGUGUCGGUACCUUCUGGGUCAAUCUCCUCCAAAUCUUGCAAGUUUCCAAGUACAGGAAGCUUUCCGGAAUCGAGUACCCUCAGCACAUGGCCACUCAGGAGCAGGCCAAGUCGAGCCAAGCUGCCAUGAAGUUUAACUGCGCUCAAAGGAUUGUGAACGCGGCUAUAGGGAACGCUCCGACGUUCCUCGUCGGUCUCUUUUGGACCGGUCUCUACGCUCCUAAUCUUGCUGCCUCCCUCGGAGGCCUCUACCUGGUUGGUCGUGUGCUCUACACUCUGGGAUACAUCAAUGCCGGGCCUAAGGGAAGGUUGACUAAGGGUGGCUUGCUAGCUACCUUCGGAUACUACCCUUUGAUGUUGAUCGCGACCUACUACGCUGUCAAACCUCUUCUCGCCCUCGUCUAA